Messenger RNA from Octodon degus (degu), 15326 nucleotides. It is a transcript of the gene Ryr1, whose product is annotated as ryanodine receptor 1. The record is from RefSeq and is a predicted model, not a curated record. Bases 1 to 15180 code for a protein of 5059 amino acids. The transcript is spliced from 106 exons. NCBI's taxonomy places the organism in Eukaryota, Metazoa, Chordata, Mammalia, Rodentia, Octodontidae. Gene Ontology annotation, biological process: calcium ion transmembrane transport; intracellular calcium ion homeostasis. Gene Ontology annotation, cellular component: smooth endoplasmic reticulum; Z disc; sarcolemma. Gene Ontology annotation, molecular function: ryanodine-sensitive calcium-release channel activity; protein binding.
AUGGGUGACGGAGGAGGAGAGGGCGAGGACGAGGUCCAGUUCCUCCGAACGGACGACGAGGUGGUCCUGCAGUGCAGCGCCACCGUACUCAAGGAGCAGCUCAAGCUCUGCCUGGCCGCUGAGGGCUUCGGCAACCGCCUGUGUUUCCUGGAGCCCACCAGCAACGCGCAGAAUGUGCCCCCCGACCUGGCCAUCUGCUGCUUCAUCCUGGAGCAGUCUCUGUCCGUUCGAGCACUUCAAGAGAUGCUGGCCAACACCGUGGAGGCUGGAGUGGAGUCAUCCCAGGGCGGGGGACACAGGACACUCCUGUAUGGCCAUGCCAUCCUACUCCGACAUGCACACAGUGGCAUGUACCUCAGUUGUCUCACCACUUCCCGCUCCAUGACUGACAAGCUGGCCUUUGAUGUGGGAUUGCAGGAGGAUGCGACAGGAGAAGCUUGUUGGUGGACAACACACCCAGCAUCCAAGCAGAGGUCUGAAGGGGAGAAGGUCCGAGUUGGAGAUGACCUCAUCCUUGUCAGUGUCUCCUCUGAACGCUACCUGCACCUGUCAACUGCCAGCGGGGAGCUCCAGGUUGAUGCCUCCUUCAUGCAGACACUAUGGAACAUGAACCCCAUCUGCUCCUGCUGUGAAGAGGGAUAUGUGACAGGCGGCCACGUCCUCCGUCUUUUUCAUGGACACAUGGAUGAGUGCCUGACCAUUUCACCUGCUGACAGUGAUGACCAGCGCAGACUUGUCUACUAUGAAGGAGGAUCUGUGUGUACCCAUGCCCGCUCCCUCUGGAGGCUGGAACCAUUGAGAAUCAGCUGGAGUGGCAGCCACCUGCGCUGGGGCCAGCCGCUGCGCAUUCGGCAUGUCACCACUGGGCGGUACCUGGCCCUCACUGAAGACCAGGGCCUAGUGGUGGUUGAUGCCAGCAAGGCCCACACCAAGGCUACUGCCUUCUGUUUCCGGAUCUCCAAGGAGAAGCUGGAUGUGGCCCCAAAGCGUGAUGUGGAGGGCAUGGGCCCCCCUGAAAUCAAGUAUGGGGAGUCAUUGUGCUUUGUGCAGCACAUGGCCUCGGGUCUAUGGCUCACCUAUGCUGCCCCGGACCCCAAGGCCCUGCGGCUUGGUGUGCUCAAGAAGAAGGCUAUGCUGCACCAGGAAGGCCACAUGGACGACUCACUGUCACUGACCCGCUGCCAGCAGGAGGAGUCCCAGGCUGCCCGCAUGAUCCACAGCACUGCCGGCCUGUACAACCAGUUCAUCAAGGGCCUGGACAGCUUCAGUGGGAAGCCAAGGGGCUCAGGACCCCCAGCUGGCUCAGCGCUGCCCAUCGAGGGCGUCAUCCUGAGCCUGCAGGACCUCAUCGGCUACUUCGAGCCACCCUCGGAGGAGCUGCAGCAUGAGGAGAAGCAGAGCAAGCUGAGGAGUCUGCGCAACCGCCAGAGCCUCUUCCAGGAGGAGGGGAUGCUCACCCUGGUCCUCAAUUGCAUUGACCGCCUAAAUGUCUACACCACUGCUGCCCACUUUGCUGAAUUUGCAGGGGAGGAGGCAGCUGAGUCCUGGAAAGAGAUUGUGAACCUGCUCUAUGAGCUCCUGGCCUCUCUGAUCCGUGGCAAUCGUACCAACUGUGCCCUCUUCUCCACGAACCUGGACUGGCUGGUCAGCAAGCUGGAUCGGCUGGAGGCCUCAUCUGGCAUCCUGGAGGUACUGUACUGUGUUCUGAUCGAGAGUCCUGAGGUCCUGAACAUCAUCCAGGAGAACCACAUCAAAUCCAUCAUCUCUCUCCUGGACAAGCAUGGGAGAAACCACAAGGUCCUGGACGUGCUGUGCUCCCUGUGUGUGUGCAAUGGUGUGGCUGUGCGUUCCAACCAAGAUCUCAUUACUGAAAACUUGCUCCCUGGCCGUGAGCUUCUGCUGCAGACAAACCUCAUCAACUACGUCACUAGUAUCCGCCCCAACAUCUUCGUGGGCCGAGCAGAGGGCACCACGCAGUAUGGCAAAUGGUACUUUGAGGUGAUGGUGGAUGAGGUGGCUCCGUUUUUGACAGCCCAGGCCACCCACCUGCGGGUAGGCUGGGCCCUCACAGAGGGCUACAGUCCCUACCCUGGGGGCGGCGAGGGCUGGGGCGGCAACGGGGUCGGCGAUGACCUCUACUCCUACGGCUUUGAUGGACUGCAUCUCUGGACAGGACAUGUGGCACGCCAAGUGACUUCUCCAGGACAGCAUCUCCUGGCCCCUGAGGAUGUGGUCAGCUGCUGCCUGGACCUCAGCGUGCCAUCCAUCUCCUUCCGCAUCAAUGGCUGUCCUGUGCAAGGCGUCUUUGAAGCCUUCAACCUUGAUGGGCUCUUCUUCCCUGUUGUCAGCUUCUCAGCUGGCAUCAAGGUGCGGUUUCUCCUUGGUGGCCGCCAUGGUGAAUUCAAGUUUCUCCCUCCACCUGGUUAUGCCCCCUGCCAUGAGGCAGUACUCCCUCGGGAGAGGCUCCAUCUGGAACCCAUCAAGGAGUAUCGACGGGAAGGGCCCCGGGGGCCCCACCUGGUGGGGCCCAGUCGCUGCCUGUCACACACAGACUUUGUGCCUUGCCCUGUGGACACUGUCCAGAUCGUCUUGCCCCCCCACCUGGAGCGUAUUCGGGAGAAGCUCGCCGAGAACAUCCAUGAACUAUGGGCACUGACGCGCAUCGAGCAGGGCUGGACCUAUGGCCCGGUUCGGGAUGACAACAAGAGGCUGCACCCGUGUCUCGUGGACUUCCACAGCCUCCCAGAACCUGAGAGGAACUACAACCUGCAGAUGUCCGGGGAGACUCUCAAGACUCUGCUGGCACUGGGCUGCCACGUGGGCAUGGCGGAUGAGAAGGCGGAGGACAACCUGAAGAAGACAAAGCUCCCCAAGACGUAUAUGAUGAGCAAUGGGUACAAGCCAGCUCCCCUGGACCUGAGCCAUGUGCGACUGACACCUGCACAGACCACACUGGUAGAUCGGCUGGCAGAGAAUGGGCACAAUGUGUGGGCAAGAGACCGUGUAGGCCAGGGCUGGAGCUACAGCGCUGUGCAGGACAUCCCUGCACGCAGAAACCCCCGCCUUGUGCCCUACCGCCUGCUGGACGAGGCCACCAAGCGCAGCAACCGGGACAGCCUGUGCCAGGCUGUGCGCACCCUGCUGGGUUAUGGCUACAACAUUGAGCCGCCUGACCAGGAGCCCAGUCAGGUGGACAGCCAGUCGCGUUGGGACCGCGUGCGCAUCUUCAGGGCAGAGAAAUCCUAUGCGGUACAGAGUGGCCGCUGGUACUUCGAGUUCGAGGCAGUUACCACAGGCGAGAUGAGAGUGGGCUGGGCGAGGCCUGAGCUGCGGCCAGAUGUGGAGCUGGGAGCUGAUGAUCUGGCCUAUGUCUUCAAUGGGCACCGUGGCCAGCGCUGGCAUUUGGGCAGUGAGCCAUUCGGGCGUCCCUGGCAGUCUGGUGAUGUUGUUGGCUGCAUGAUCGACCUCACUGAGAACACCAUUAUCUUCACCCUCAAUGGCGAGGUCCUCAUGUCUGACUCCGGCUCUGAGACAGCCUUCCGGGAGAUUGAGAUUGGGGAGGGCUUCCUGCCUGUGUGCAGUUUGGGACCCGGCCAGGUGGGUCACCUGAACCUGGGCCAGGACGUGAGCUCCCUGCGGUUCUUCGCCAUCUGUGGUCUCCAGGAAGGCUUCGAGCCAUUCGCCAUCAACAUGCAGCGGCCAGUUACCACCUGGUUCAGCAAAAGCCUCCCGCAGUUUGAGCCGGUGCCCCUUGACCACCCGCACUAUGAGGUGUCCCGCAUGGAUGGUACCGUGGAUACACCUCCUUGCCUUCGCCUCACCCACCGCACCUGGGGCUCCCAGAACAGCCUGGUGGAGAUGCUCUUUCUGCGGCUGAGCCUUCCAGUCCAGUUCCACCAGCACUUCCGCUGCACUGCUGGGGCCACCCCCCUGGCACCUCCUGGCCUGCAGCCCCCUGCUGAGGACGAGGCCCGGGCAGCAGAACCUGACCCUGACUAUGAAAACCUGCGUCGCUCAGCUGGGGGAUGGGGUGAGGCAGAAGGAGGCAAGGAAGGAACUGCCAAAGAGGGAGCCCCCGGGGGCCCCCCUCAGGCUGGGGUGGAGGCCCAGCCUGCCAGGGCCGAGAAUGAGAAGGAUGCUACCACAGAGAAGAACAAGAAGAGAGGGUUCUUAUUCAAGGCCAAGAAGGUCGCCAUGAUGACCCAACCACCAGCCACCCCUACUCUGCCCCGACUCCCUCACGAUGUGGUGCCCACUGAUGACCGUGAUGACCCAGAAAUCAUCCUCAACACAACCACAUACUACUACUCCGUGAGGCUCUUCGCGGGUCAGGAGCCCAGCUGUGUGUGGGUGGGCUGGGUCACCCCUGACUACCAUCAGCAUGAUAUGAACUUCGACCUCAGCAAGGUCCGGGCAGUGACGGUGACCAUGGGGGACGAGCAGGGCAACGUCCACAGCAGCCUCAAGUGCAGCAACUGCUACAUGGUAUGGGGUGGAGACUUCGUGAGCCCUGGGCAGCAGGGCCGGAUCAGCCACACAGACCUUAUCAUUGGCUGCCUGGUAGACUUGGCCACUGGCUUAAUGACCUUCACAGCCAAUGGCAAAGAGAGCAACACCUUCUUUCAGGUGGAACCCAACACGAAGCUGUUUCCUGCUGUAUUUGUCUUGCCCACCAACCAGAACGUCAUCCAAUUUGAGUUGGGGAAGCAGAAGAACAUCAUGCCACUGUCUGCUGCUAUGUUUGUGAGCGAGCGCAAGAACCCAGCCCCGCAGUGCCCACCACGGUUGGAGGUGCAGAUGCUGAUGCCAGUCUCCUGGAGCCGCAUGCCCAACCACUUCCUGCAGGUGGACACGCGCCGUGCUGGCGAGCGGCUUGGCUGGGCCGUGCAGUGCCAGGAGCCGCUGACCAUGAUGGCAUUGCACAUCCCUGAGGAGAACAGGUGCAUGGACAUCCUGGAGCUGUCUGAGCGCCUGGACCUACAGCGCUUCCACUCGCACACACUCUCCCUCUACCGAGCAGUGUGCGCCCUGGGCAACAACCGCGUGGCUCAUGCUCUGUGCAGCCACGUGGACGAGGCGCAGCUGCUGCACACACUGGAGGACGCACACCUGCCGGGCCCUCUGCGUGCAGGCUACUACGACCUCCUCAUCAGCAUCCACCUUGAAAGUGCCUGCCGCAGCCGCCGCUCCAUGCUUUCAGAAUACAUCGUGCCCCUGACAUCUGAGACUCGUGCCAUCACACUCUUCCCACCUGGACACAACUCUGAAGAUGGUCCCCGCCGCCACGGCCUGCCUGGUGUUGGAGUCACAACCUCCCUGAGGCCCCCACACCAUUUCUCACCCCCUUGUUUUGUGAUGGCUCUGCCAGCAGCUGGGGCAGCAGAAGCCCCAGCCCGCCUGAGCCCUGCCAUCCCUCUGGAGGCCCUGCGGGACAAGGCCCUGAGAAUGCUGGGCGAGGCUGUGCGAGACGGUGGGCAGCAUGCACGAGACCCUGUCGGGGGCUCCGUGGAGUUCCAGUUUGUGCCUGUGCUCAAGCUUGUAUCUACCUUGCUGGUGAUGGGCGUCUUUAGCGAUGAGGAUGUGAAACAGAUCUUGAAGAUGAUUGAGCCUGAAGUAUUCAAAGAGGAAGAAGAGGAAGAGGAAGAGGAAGAGGAGGGGGAAGAGGAAGAGGAAGAUGAAAAAAAAGAAGAGGAAGAGGAAGAGGAAGAGGAGGGGGAAGAGGAAGAGGAAGAUGAAGAGGAGAAGGAGGAAGAUGAGGAGGAAAUGGCACAUGAGAAGGAAGAUGAAGAAAAAGAGGAAGAGGAGGCAGCAGAAAGGGAGAAAGAAGACUUGGAGGAGGGACUGCUGCAAAUGAAACUUCCAGAGUCUGUGAAGUUACAGAUGUGUCAUCUGUUGGAGUAUUUCUGUGACCAAGAGCUGCAGCACCGUGUGGAGUCUCUGGCAGCCUUUGCAGAGCGCUAUGUGGACAAGCUCCAGGCCAACCAGCGGGACCGCUACGGCCUCCUCAUGAAAGCCUUCACCAUGAGUGCAGCUGAGACUGCAAGACGUACCCGCGAGUUCCGCUCUCCGCCCCAGGAACAGAUCAACAUGCUGUUGCACUUCAAAGAUGGUGCAGAUGAGGAAGAGUGUCCCCUCACGGAAGACAUCCGACAGGAUUUGCAGGACUUUCAUCAAGACCUGCUGACCCACUGCGGCAUUCAGCUGGAGGGGGAAGAGGAGGAGCCAGAGGAGGAGACCACUCUGGGAAGCCGCCUGAUGAGCCUGCUGGAGAAGGUGCGGCUGGUGAAGAAGAAGGAGGAGAAGCCAGAGGAGGAGCCACCUGCAGAGGAGCCCAAACCCCAGUCCCUGCAGGAGCUGGUGUCCCAUAUGGUGGUCCGCUGGGCCCAGGAAGACUUCGUGCAGAGCCCCGAGCUGGUUCGGGCUAUGUUCAGCCUCCUGCACCGGCAGUAUGAUGGGCUCGGCGAGCUGCUGCGUGCCCUGCCGCGGGCAUACACCAUCUCACUGUCCUCUGUGGGGGACACCAUGAGCCUGCUCGAGUGCCUGGGCCAGAUCCGCUCGCUGCUCAUUGUGCAGAUGGGCCCCCAAGAGGAGAACCUCAUGAUCCAGAGCAUCGGGAACAUCAUGAACAACAAAGUCUUCUACCAGCACCCGAACCUAAUGAGGGCGCUGGGCAUGCACGAGACAGUCAUGGAGGUCAUGGUGAAUGUCCUUGGGGGCGGCGAAUCCAAGGAGAUCCGCUUCCCCAAGAUGGUGACGAGCUGCUGCCGCUUCCUCUGCUACUUCUGCCGGAUCAGCCGGCAGAACCAGCGCUCCAUGUUUGACCACCUGAGCUACCUACUGGAAAACAGUGGCAUCGGCCUGGGCAUGCAGGGCUCCACGCCCCUGGAUGUGGCCGCUGCCUCCGUCAUCGACAACAAUGAGCUGGCCUUGGCGCUACAGGAGCAGGACCUGGAGAAGGUUGUGUCCUACCUAGCAGGCUGUGGCCUCCAAAGCUGCCCCAUGCUGCUAGCCAAAGGGUACCCUGAUAUUGGCUGGAACCCCUGCGGUGGUGAGCGCUACCUGGAUUUCCUGCGCUUUGCUGUCUUCGUCAAUGGCGAGAGCGUCGAGGAAAAUGCCAAUGUGGUAGUACGGCUGCUCAUCCGCAAGCCCGAGUGCUUCGGACCAGCCCUGCGGGGUGAAGGAGGCUCAGGGCUGCUGGCUGCCAUCGAAGAGGCCAUCCGCAUCUCUGAGGACCCUGCACGGGAUGGUCCAGGUGUCCGUAGGGACCGGCGGCGUGAGCACUUUGGUGAGGAGGCCCCCGAGGAAAGCCGGGUGCACUUGGGACAUGCCAUCAUGUCCUUCUAUGCAGCCUUGAUCGACCUGUUGGGACGCUGUGCUCCAGAGAUGCAUCUAAUCCAAGCCGGCAAGGGUGAGGCCCUUCGGAUCCGGGCUAUCCUCCGAUCCCUCGUGCCCUUGGAUGACCUCGUGGGCAUCAUCAGCCUCCCGCUGCAGAUCCCCACCCUGGGCAAAGAUGGGGCCCUGAUACAGCCAAAAAUGUCGGCCUCUUUCGUGCCGGACCACAAGGCAUCCAUGGUGCUCUUCCUGGACCGUGUCUAUGGCAUUGAAAACCAGGACUUCCUGUUACACGUGCUGGACGUGGGCUUCCUGCCUGACAUGAGGGCAGCAGCCUCGCUAGACACGGCUACUUUCAGCACUACGGAGAUGGCGCUGGCGCUAAACCGCUACCUGUGCCUGGCGGUGCUGCCGCUCAUCACGAAGUGUGCGCCACUCUUCGCGGGAACCGAGCAUCGCGCCAUCAUGGUGGACUCCAUGCUCCACACCGUUUAUCGCCUGUCCCGCGGCCGGUCGCUCACUAAGGCGCAGCGCGACGUCAUCGAGGACUGCCUCAUGGCGCUGUGCAGGUACAUCCGCCCAUCCAUGCUGCAGCACCUGUUGCGGCGUCUGGUGUUCGACGUGCCCAUCCUGAACGAGUUCGCCAAGAUGCCCCUGAAGCUCCUCACCAACCACUAUGAGCGCUGCUGGAAGUACUACUGCCUCCCCACAGGCUGGGCCAACUUUGGGGUCACCUCAGAAGAAGAGCUACACCUCACGCGCAAGCUCUUUUGGGGCAUCUUUGACUCUCUGGCACAUAAGAAAUACGACCAGGAGCUGUACCGCAUGGCCAUGCCCUGCCUGUGCGCCAUCGCGGGGGCCCUGCCUCCCGACUACGUGGAUGCUUCGUACUCUUCCAAGGCAGAGAAGAAGGCCACAGUGGAUGCUGAAGGCAACUUUGACCCCCGACCUGUGGAGACCCUCAAUGUGAUCAUCCCAGAGAAGCUUGACUCCUUCAUUAACAAGUUUGCAGAGUAUACGCACGAGAAGUGGGCCUUUGACAAGAUCCAGAACAACUGGUCCUAUGGAGAGAACAUAGAUGAGGAACUGAAGACUCACCCCAUGCUGAGACCCUACAAGACCUUUUCAGAGAAGGACAAGGAGAUUUACCGCUGGCCCAUCAAGGAGUCCUUGAAGGCCAUGAUUGCUUGGGAAUGGACUGUAGAGAAGGCCAGGGAGGGUGAAGAGGAGAAGACCGAGAAGAAGAAGACACGGAAGAUAUCCCAGACUGCCCAGACCUACGAUCCUCGAGAAGGCUAUAACCCCCAGCCGCCUGACCUCAGCGGAGUUACCCUGUCCCGGGAGCUUCAGGCCAUGGCAGAACAACUGGCAGAAAACUACCACAACACAUGGGGGCGGAAGAAGAAGCAAGAGCUGGAGGCCAAGGGCGGUGGGUCUCAUCCCCUGCUGGUCCCGUACGACACGCUCACGGCCAAGGAAAAGGCACGAGAUAGGGAGAAGGCCCAAGAGCUGCUCAAGUUCCUCCAGAUGAACGGCUAUGCGGUCACCAGAGGGCUUAAAGACAUGGAACUGGACACGUCUUCCAUCGAGAAGCGGUUUGCCUUUGGCUUCCUGCAGCAGCUGCUGCGCUGGAUGGACAUUUCCCAGGAGUUCAUUGCCCAUCUCGAGGCUGUGGUCAGCAGUGGACGUGUGGAAAAAUCCCCACAUGAACAGGAGAUUAAGUUCUUUGCCAAGAUCCUGCUCCCUUUGAUCAACCAGUACUUCACCAACCACUGCCUCUAUUUCUUGUCCACACCCGCCAAAGUGCUGGGCAGUGGUGGCCACGCCUCCAACAAGGAGAAGGAAAUGAUCACCAGUCUCUUCUGCAAACUCGCUGCUCUUGUCCGCCACCGAGUCUCUCUCUUUGGGACUGAUGCCCCUGCUGUGGUCAACUGUCUCCACAUCUUGGCACGCUCCUUGGAUGCUAGGACGGUGAUGAAGUCAGGCCCCGAGAUCGUGAAGGCCGGCCUCCGCUCCUUCUUCGAGAGCGCCUCGGAGGACAUCGAGAAGAUGGUGGAGAACCUGCGGCUAGGCAAGGUGUCCCAGGCGCGCACGCAGGUGAAAGGCGUGGGCCAGAACCUCACCUACACCACAGUGGCCCUGCUGCCCGUCCUUACCACCCUCUUCCAGCACAUCGCCCAGCACCAGUUCGGAGAUGAUGUCAUCCUGGAUGACGUCCAGGUUUCCUGCUACAGAACACUGUGCAGUAUCUACUCUCUGGGAACCACGAGGAACCCCUACGUGGAAAAGCUGCGGCCAGCCCUUGGCGAGUGUCUGGCCCGCCUAGCAGCGGCCAUGCCGGUGGCCUUCCUGGAGCCCCAGCUGAAUGAGUACAACGCCUGCUCCGUCUACACCACCAAGUCACCCCGGGAGCGGGCCAUCCUGGGGCUCCCCAACAGUGUGGAGGAGAUGUGUCCUGACAUCCCAGUCCUGGAUCGGCUCAUGGCGGAUAUUGGGGGCCUGGCUGAGUCUGGAGCCCGCUACACAGAGAUGCCACACGUCAUUGAGAUCACGCUGCCCAUGCUGUGCAGCUACCUGCCCCGCUGGUGGGAGCGUGGGCCCGAGACACCCCCACCUGCCCUGCCUGCUGGUGCUCCCCCACCCUGCACAGCUGUCACCUCCGACCACCUCAACUCCUUGCUGGGGAAUAUCCUGCGAAUCAUCGUCAACAACCUGGGCAUUGAUGAGGCCUCGUGGAUGAAACGGCUGGCUGUAUUUGCCCAGCCCAUAGUGAGUCGCGCGCGGCCUGAGCUCCUGCGCUCCCACUUCAUCCCCACCAUCGGGCGGCUGCGCAAGCGCGCUGGGAAGGUGGUGGCCGAGGAGGAGCAGCUGCGUCUAGAGGCCAAGGCGGAAGCCGAGGAAGGGGAGCUCCUGGUGCGGGACGAAUUCUCCGUGCUCUGCCGGGACCUGUAUGCCCUCUACCCACUGCUCAUCCGAUACGUGGACAACAACAGGGCGCACUGGCUGACAGAACCAAACCCCAACGCUGAGGAGCUGUUCAGAAUGGUGGGCGAGAUCUUCAUCUACUGGUCCAAGUCGCAUAACUUCAAGCGCGAGGAGCAGAACUUUGUGGUCCAGAAUGAGAUCAACAACAUGUCCUUUCUGACUGCUGACAACAAGAGCAAAAUGGCCAAGGCGGGAGACGUACAGUCCGGUGGCUCGGACCAGGAACGCACCAAGAAGAAGCGCCGGGGGGACCGAUAUUCCGUGCAGACAUCCCUGAUUGUGGCCACGCUUAAGAAGAUGCUGCCCAUCGGCCUGAACAUGUGUGCGCCCACUGACCAGGAGCUCAUCACGCUGGCCAAGGCCCGCUAUGCUCUGAAAGACACAGAUGAGGAGGUCCGGGAAUUCCUGCAAAACAACCUUAAUCUACAGGGAAAAGUCGAGGGCUCCCCGUCUCUGCGCUGGCAGAUGGCUUUAUAUCGGGGCGUCCCCGGCCGCGAGGAGGACGCCGACGACCCGGAGAAAAUCGUGCGCAGAGUCCAGGAAGUGUCGGCUGUGCUCUACCACCUGGACCAGACUGAGCACCCUUACAAGUCCAAGAAGGCCGUGUGGCACAAGCUCUUGUCCAAGCAGCGUCGGCGGGCGGUGGUGGCCUGUUUCCGCAUGACACCUCUGUACAACCUGCCCACGCACCGGGCAUGUAACAUGUUCCUGGAGAGCUACAAGGCUGGCUGGCUCCUGAGUGAGGACCACAGUUUUGAGGACCGAAUGAUAGAUGACCUUUCAAAAGCUGGGGAGCAAGAUGAGGAGGAGGAGGAAGAGGAGGAGAAAAAGCCGGAUCCCCUUCACCAGCUGGUCCUGCACUUUAGCCGCACUGCCCUGACUGAAAAGAGCAAACUAGAUGAGGAUUACCUGUACAUCGCAUAUGCUGACAUCAUGGCAAAGAGCUGCCACCUGGAGGAGGGAGGGGAGAAUGGUGAAGCUCAAGAAGAGGAAGUUGAGGUGUCCUUCGAGGAGAAGGAGAUGGAGAAGCAGAGGUUGCUGUACCAGCAGUCACGGCUGCACAACCGGGGUGCUGCUGAGAUGGUGCUCCAGAUGAUCAGCGCCUGCAAAGGAGAGACUGGCACCAUGGUGUCCUCCACACUGAAGUUAGGCAUCUCCAUCCUCAACGGAGGCAAUGCUGACGUGCAGCAGAAAAUGCUGGAUUAUCUGAAGGACAAGAAGGAAGUGGGUUUCUUCCAGAGCAUCCAGGCGCUGAUGCAAACAUGCAGUGUCUUGGAUCUCAAUGCCUUCGAGAGACAGAACAAGGCAGAGGGGCUGGGGAUGGUGAACGAGGACGGCACCGUCAUCAAUCGCCAGAACGGAGAGAAGGUCAUGGCAGAUGAUGAAUUCACACAAGACCUGUUCCGAUUCCUGCAACUGCUCUGCGAGGGACACAAUAAUGAUUUCCAGAACUAUCUGAGGACACAGACAGGGAACACGACCACUAUUAACAUCAUAAUCUGCACAGUGGACUACCUCCUACGGCUACAGGAGUCCAUCAGCGACUUUUACUGGUACUACUCUGGCAAGGAUGUCAUUGAAGAGCAGGGCAAGAGGAACUUCUCCAAGGCCAUGUCCGUGGCUAAACAAGUAUUCAACAGCCUCACGGAGUACAUACAGGGCCCCUGCACUGGGAACCAGCAGAGCCUGGCACACAGCCGCCUCUGGGACGCCGUCGUGGGCUUCCUGCAUGUGUUUGCCCACAUGAUGAUGAAGCUUGCUCAGGACUCCAGCCAGAUCGAGCUGUUGAAGGAGCUGCUGGAUCUGCAGAAGGACAUGGUGGUGAUGCUGCUGUCGUUACUAGAAGGGAAUGUGGUGAACGGCAUGAUUGCCCGGCAGAUGGUGGACAUGCUGGUGGAGUCCUCGUCCAACGUGGAGAUGAUCCUCAAGUUCUUCGAUAUGUUCCUGAAGCUCAAGGACAUCGUGGGCUCCGAGGCCUUCCAGGACUACGUCACUGAUCCUCGUGGGCUCAUCUCCAAGAAGGACUUCCAGAAGGCCAUGGACAGCCAGAAGCAGUUCACCGGGCCAGAGAUCCAGUUCCUGCUUUCAUGCUCCGAAGCGGACGAGAACGAGAUGAUCAACUGUGAGGAAUUUGCCAACCGUUUCCAGGAGCCAGCCCGUGAGAUUGGCUUCAACGUGGCGGUGUUGCUGACCAACCUGUCGGAGCAUGUGCCCCACGACCCGCGCCUGCGCAACUUCCUAGAGCUGGCCGAGAGCAUCCUUGAGUACUUCCGGCCCUACCUGGGGCGCAUUGAGAUCAUGGGCGCCUCGCGCCGCAUUGAGCGCAUCUACUUUGAGAUCUCAGAGACCAACCGUGCGCAGUGGGAGAUGCCCCAGGUGAAGGAGUCCAAGCGCCAGUUCAUCUUCGACGUGGUGAAUGAGGGCGGCGAGGCGGAGAAGAUGGAGCUCUUCGUGAGCUUCUGCGAGGACACCAUCUUCGAGAUGCAGAUCGCCGCGCAGAUCUCGGAGCCCGAGGGCGAGCCCGAGGAGGACGAGGACGAGGGCGCAGCCGAAGCGGGCGCCGAAGCGGCGGAAGAAGGCGCUGGGGGCGCGGAGGGCGCGGGGGGCGCGGCAGCGGGGGCCACAGCGCGGCUGACGGCGUCGUUGGCGCGAGCGCUGCGCGGCAUCAGUUACCGCAGCCUGCGGCGGCGCGUGCGGCGGCUGCGGAGGCUCACGGCGCGGGAGGCAGCCACCGCGGUCGCCGCGCUCAUCUGGGCGGUGCUGGCGCGCGCCGGGGCGGCGGGCGCGGGGGCGGCGGUGGGCGCGCUGCGCCUGCUCUGGGGCUCGCUCUUUGGCGGCGGCCUGGUGGACAGUGCCAAGAAGGUGACCGUGACCGAGCUGCUGGCUGGCAUGCCCGACCCCACCGGCGACGAGGUGCACGGCGAGCAACCAACCGGGCCCGGUGGCGACGCGGACGGCGAGGGCGCUGGCGAAGGCGAGGGCGAUGCCGCAGAGGGCGUGGGCGACGAGGAGGUCGCCUCGGAUGAAGCUGGGCAGGGCCGCGCAGAGGGGGCGGUGGCAGUGGCCAACGGGAGCCCCUUCCGGCCCGAAGGGGCUGGUGGCCUUGGGGACAUGGGUGACACAACGCCGGUGGAGCCACCCACGCCCGAGGGCUCCCCAAUACUCAAGAGGAAGCUGGGGGUGGAUGGUGAAGAGGAGGAGCUGCCUCCAGAGCCAGAGCCUGAGCCUGAGCCAGAGCCUGAGAAAGCCGAUGCUGAGAAUGGGGAGAAGGAAGAAGCCCCUGAGCCCCCACCAGAACCUCCCAAGAAGACAGCACCUCCUCCACCCCCUCCAAAGAAGGAGGAAGCUGGAGGUGCAGGCCUGGAAUUCUGGGGGGAGCUGGAGGUGCAGAGGGUGAAGUUCUUGAACUACCUGUCCCGGAACUUUUACACACUGCGCUUCUUGGCCCUCUUCUUGGCGUUUGCCAUCAACUUCAUCUUGCUGUUUUAUAAGGUCUCAGACUCUCCACCAGGGGAGGACGACAUGGAGGGCUCAGCAGCCGGGGACAUGUCAGGUGCAGGAUCUGGUGGUGGCUCAGGUUGGGGCUCAGGUGCUGGUGAGGAGGCAGAGGGUGACGAGGAUGAGAACAUGGUGUACUACUUCCUGGAGGAGAGCACGGGCUACAUGGAGCCUGCUCUGCGGUGCCUGAGCCUGCUGCACACACUGGUGGCCUUUCUCUGCAUCAUCGGCUACAACUGUCUCAAGGUGCCCCUGGUGAUCUUCAAGCGGGAAAAGGAGCUGGCCCGAAAGCUGGAGUUUGACGGCCUCUACAUCACGGAGCAGCCAGAGGAUGAUGAUGUGAAGGGGCAGUGGGACCGCCUGGUGCUCAACACGCCGUCCUUCCCCAGCAACUACUGGGACAAGUUUGUCAAGCGGAAGGUCCUGGAAAAACAUGGUGAUAUCUUCGGGCGGGAGCGGAUUGCCGAGCUGCUGGGUAUGGAUCUGGCCACACUGGAGAUCACAGCGCACAAUGAGCGCAAGCCUAACCCUCCGCCUGGCCUGCUGACCUGGCUCAUGUCCAUCGAUGUCAAGUACCAGAUCUGGAAGUUUGGGGUCAUCUUCACGGACAACUCUUUCCUGUACCUGGGCUGGUACAUGGUGAUGUCUCUCCUGGGACACUACAACAACUUCUUCUUCGCCGCCCACCUCCUGGACAUCGCCAUGGGAGUCAAGACGCUUCGCACCAUCCUUUCAUCCGUCACCCACAAUGGGAAGCAGCUGGUGAUGACCGUGGGCCUCCUGGCUGUGGUGGUCUACCUGUAUACUGUGGUGGCCUUCAACUUCUUCCGCAAGUUCUACAACAAGAGUGAGGAUGAGGACGAACCUGACAUGAAGUGUGACGACAUGAUGACGUGUUACCUGUUUCAUAUGUACGUGGGUGUCCGAGCUGGUGGAGGCAUUGGGGAUGAGAUUGAGGACCCAGCAGGCGAUGAGUAUGAGCUCUACCGAGUGGUCUUUGACAUCACCUUCUUCUUCUUUGUCAUUGUCAUCCUGCUGGCCAUCAUCCAGGGUCUGAUUAUCGACGCUUUCGGUGAGCUCCGAGACCAACAAGAGCAAGUGAAGGAGGAUAUGGAGACCAAGUGUUUCAUCUGCGGAAUAGGCAGCGACUAUUUUGAUACGACGCCGCACGGGUUUGAAACCCAUACGCUUGAGGAACACAACCUAGCCAAUUAUAUGUUCUUCCUAAUGUAUCUGAUAAACAAAGACGAGACAGAACACACGGGUCAGGAGUCGUAUGUCUGGAAGAUGUACCAAGAGAGAUGUUGGGAUUUCUUCCCAGCUGGUGACUGUUUCCGCAAGCAAUAUGAGGAUCAGCUAAGCUGAGACACCCCAACUGGCCCUCCAUCCCCACCUCAAGUGCCUUAUUCUCACUACAAGCCCCUGAGCCUCCUUGUCCCUCGUCCUUAAGGCGGCUGAGGGGGAGGUGACCUUGUACCAGAGAAAUAAAGUCUGUGCUGCAACCCCUGCCA